This is a messenger RNA of Schistosoma spindalis, 462 nucleotides long. Lineage: Eukaryota; Metazoa; Platyhelminthes; Trematoda; Strigeidida; Schistosomatidae. The record is from the annotation of a GenBank genome assembly.
AUGAGGUUGUUUGUUCGAUCCCACUUUGGUGACCAGGUCGUAAUAUCUGUGGGACCAAAUGAGUCCGUGAAGUCACUAAAAGAUAAAAUUUCGGUUGUCACCGGCAUACAGGCUACUACUCAAUCCCUUUAUCAUCAAGGCUCUCCUUUACUCGAUAGUGCAUUUCUAGAAGAUUUCGGUAUCACCGACCUAGAUAAUGUCGACGUAAAUUGUGAACUGCGAGGUGGAGGAAAGAAGAGAAAAAAGAAAAAUUAUACCACUCCGAAAAAGAUCAAACACAAAAAGAAAAAAGUGAAACUCGCAACGCUUAAGUUUUAUAAAGUUGACUCAAAUGGAAAGGUAACUCGGUUAAGAAGAGAAUGUCCCAAUGAGAAGUGUGGUGCAGGAGUCUUUAUGGCCAGCCACUUCGAUCGUGAAUAUUGUGGAAAAUGUGCCCUAACAUAUAAACAUGUGAAUAAGUAA